Leishmania mexicana MHOM/GT/2001/U1103 is the source of this 498-nucleotide messenger RNA. RefSeq names its product putative cytochrome c oxidase VII. The record is from RefSeq and is a predicted model, not a curated record. Bases 1 to 498 code for a protein of 165 amino acids. NCBI's taxonomy places the organism in Eukaryota, Euglenozoa, Kinetoplastea, Trypanosomatida, Trypanosomatidae. The transcript has a single exon.
AUGCCGCGUCCGUUCGGUGUUUGGGCUCCGGCCACGACGCUUGCCGAGUAUCGCGCACGCAUCCCGAACCCUUUCGCAUACAGCUUCAAGUGGGUCUACGCCAUGAAGAAGGAGGUUUUCUACUCCCCAGAAGCGAUGGCGCACUUCAAGGACCCCCAGCAGUUUAAGGACGCAGUUGACACCGUCAUCGCGAUGCGUGUGUCGGACAAGAUCUUCGGCGAGGGCCAGAAGCUCCCCCGCCACCCGGUCAUUCUCAUGUUGGUGGUGCUCGCCACGCACGGCUUCAUCAUAUUCAGCGGUCUCAAGUACUACUACGGCACGUAUAUGCCGGCAAACAACCCGACGUGGCGCAAGACAGUCAACAAGGAGUGGGAGGAGGCCAUCAACAACUCCCCGUGGGACCACAUGUCGCACGUGUGGCAAUACAGCGACCAAUACGCGGCCGCCCUCGGCGAUACUGCUGCUCCUGGCCAGCGCAAGUUCUACAUUCCCGCUUAA